UUGUUUUGUCUCGAUAUAAUUAAUUUUAUAUUUAUAUUUCACUUUUUCCAACUUCCAUUGUUAGGUUUUUCACUUACAAAGAAAGAACUAAUAAAGUGUAUUUAAAGUCAUUAUGAAAACUUUUGAUUCCUUAUUAUAAGGUAAUUUAGCAACAAAUUUUACAACAUGUAGUAAAGAAUUCAUUCAUUAUCAAUCUCGGUGAAAGUUCCUGUUGAAGAGUCUUUGCGCGUGCUGUAUUUUGAUCACAUUUAUCCAUUAACAUGGCCGAAGGCUCAAUAAAGCGAAAAGCUGAUCUUAAAGUUGUUAUUCUUGGUGAUUCCUCAGUCGGUAAAACCACUCUAAUUCAUAGAUACAUGGAUGGUGUUUUUACCAGCAAAGCCACGACAAUUGGGGCAUCGUUUUUACUGAAAAACUGGGGACCAUAUAAUGUUGCUAUAUGGGACACAGCUGGAGAAGAGAAAUAUGCUCGUCUGUCUUCAUUUUAUUGUCGUGGUGCAUCCGCUGCCAUUUUAGCUUAUGAUAUUACAAGAUAUGACUCUUAUAACAUUUUGAAACAACGGCAUAUCCCAUUAUUAGAAGCUGCAGAAGAGAAAUGUCUUUGUGUUGUAGUUGGUACAAAAUUGGACAUUGUCAAGAAUAGCAGUCGACAAAUUUCAUCAGAAAUGGGAAAGAAUUUAGCUAAGGCACAAAAUGAGGAAAGGUUGAAUGAAAUGAAAACUUUACCAUUUUUUGAAACUAGUUCAAAAACAGGCAAGAAUGUUGAAGAUGUUUUUGAAUUUAUUUUAAAUACGUGUUUGCCUUUAGAUGAAAAAGUAAAGAAAAAAUUACCUUUAAAUAAGGAUAAUAUAGUAGAUUUAAAUGAACCAUCUCAUGGAAGGCAAAAAUGUUGUUAAAAUCUUUGUUUCUUUUUCAACACAAGUUCCAUUUUUAACACCAACAAUUCAGCAUUGUAUUCUUAUAGUAAAUUUCCUUACCAUAGCCACAGCACUAGACAUUUAUUAUAGGUACUAAAUACAGUAGUUGAAAUUAAUACUUCAAUAAAAUUUUAUUUUUUUUCA
Messenger RNA from Xenia sp. Carnegie-2017, 1058 nucleotides. RefSeq names its product ras-related protein Rab-20-like. The transcript is spliced from 4 exons. NCBI's taxonomy places the organism in Eukaryota, Metazoa, Cnidaria, Anthozoa, Malacalcyonacea, Xeniidae. The record is from RefSeq and is a predicted model, not a curated record. The coding region runs from base 261 to 893 and encodes 210 amino acids. Gene Ontology annotation, molecular function: GTP binding; GTPase activity.